This is a messenger RNA of Porites lobata, 8204 nucleotides long. Lineage: Eukaryota; Metazoa; Cnidaria; Anthozoa; Scleractinia; Poritidae. The record is from the annotation of a GenBank genome assembly.
AUUGACCCUAAUCGUACACUGCUUGAACAAUGUAAUGAUCUGCCUUAUGACCCUGAUUUCGAGUUUCCUGAGGACAAGCUCAUUCUUGGCGAGUUGCUAGGAUCAGGGGCCUUCGGACAAGUCAUUAAAGCAGAGGCUAUAGGAAUAAACAACUUUAGUCCCAGAGACAAAAGUCAAAAGAAAAGUCAGCGGCGACCUAAAAUGUUUCGUCAACACAGGGCCGGCCAUGCGUACCACGAUCCCAGAGGCAGGGCGUACACGAAAACCACAGUAGCUGUAAAGACUGUUAAAGGUAAUGUUUCAAGUCAAGAGAUCUGUAUUUCAACUUGUGUAACAUUUACCAUGGUGGAGGGGGACAAAAAAGGAAUUUGGUUUAUAGUUACUGUAGGAGCUGAUAAUAUGCAGGGGAGGGUACGAGUUACCAGGUUACCUGCGCGGUAAUUAUUUGGGAGACGGGGUAGGGUUGAUUUGGGAAUCUGUGCCUACCAGUGGAAAAAACUCCAGCCAUGCCCCUGGAUUCAGCAUGGGUGAGGUGGACAAUUCACAUAGGGCCUCUCUCUUACAUGAGUACCGUUCGUGCUCAUUCCUAUCGCUGAGGUUUGUGCCCAGUUAAACUGAUUGUUGCUUGUGACAUGGUCACAUGGACUCCACUAGAACCUGUGGAAACUGCACUUUUUUUAACUGACCGAGUACGAUGUUUUGGCACUUCAGGGGGAGCUACUGAAGAGGAAGUUAGAGACCUGGUAUCAGAGCUGAAAAUUCUAAUUUACGUUGGAGAACACAAAAACAUUGUAAACCUCCUUGGUGCUUGUAUCAAGCGAGAUCGUAUCCUUGUCAUUCUGGAAUAUGCACCACAUGGGAGUUUACAAAAGUUCUUACGAGGCAAGCGAGAUGUUUAUGAAGCAACCUGGACUGCGACUGCCAGUGACCCAGAGAUAGGAUUGAAUAUAUCAAGUCUUGUAAACUACUGUUACCAAAUAUCCCGUGGAAUGGAAUACCUGGCAUCUAAAAAGGUUAUGUAGUAAUGUUGUCCCGUUCAAGGAUUCCCACAUUUCUGAAGAAAAUUCAGUUCUAACAAGAGCUGUUGACCUUUUUGGCUUAUGUUUUAUUUUCCCAUUUCACACCAAGUGAUGUUCUCAAGGCAAUUUGCAUUUGGUCUUUUCAUAAGAUAUGCAUACAUAUAUGCUCGUGGAUGCACGAGCAAAGCACAACUUUGGAAAGGAACGGUUCUCUGGGGUACCAUCACGUGGUCUGAAAAAGGGAAGACAAAACAUACAGGCUAAAAAGACCUAUUCUCCAGCACUUGCUUAUUUUCUCCGUUUGGCUUCAAGGAGUUUUGUCAUGAUUUAAAUCGUUCAUUCGACCGGCUAAAUCUGCGCCUAUUUGUUUGUUUUUCGCGUUUAACAGAGUAUGACUACUUGAACCGGGGCGCUUGAAAGAUUAUUAUCCAAUCAAAUCGUUUGAACUUACCGUUUUUUUUAAAAAAACAAGAGAUUCUCUGUUAAUGUAAACGGACCAAAACAAUUCAAUGUGCAACCAUGAAACUGUUGAUAACUUAAAAACCGUUUGAGCUUACCUGACCUCUUAGGAAUUAGCCCUCCAAUUUAAUGAGAAUAUCUUUUGUUUUCAAAAACCGCCAUGAUUAUUAUGAUUUGUGUUUGGAUAAUCUAUUUCCAAACGCCCAGCUUCGAGUAUUCGCACUGUAAGAGUUUAUUAUGAGUAAUAAGUGGUAAAAAGUAAAGUAACUCAGAGAGAGGAGACCUCAGUAGCCAAAAGCUCGCGCAAAGGAUUAGAAAAAGCAACAUGUAGGCGAAAAGGUUACGGGAACUCAGAAGCGUGCGCAACAGCUGUGACAUUAAAUCAGCCAUGAACCGGGAGCGAAAGAAGCGGAGACGUAAGUGUCUGUAGCGUUGGUUCCUCACGGACAAUUCCGCGUUCGAGAGUAAGUGAAGAGCAUUGUUUAACAAUGUUUAGUCUUUAUUUACUUUUACUUUCUGUAGCGUGUGCACUUCUCUGUUGGUAUAAAAAAUUUUUUUCCUGUUUUUACCGUGGUUAUUAUUAUUAUUAUUAUUAUUAUUAUUAUUACGAAAAUAGCAAAAAUCUUUAUUAACAUAUGACCAAUUUACAUUCCACUAUCAUAGACUAAAAUUUUGUUGAAAUAAAAAUAUUAAAACUAAGAUCAUAAAACAAUAAUUUACAAGCUCACCCCAUUAUCGACUUUCUAAAAUUAGCGGACUUAUUAUUAUUAUUAUUAUUAUCUCCUUCUUGUUUCUGAUGUCUUGAUUUUGCAUUUCUUUUUUUAAACAUAUCUGUUUUAUCUAGUGUGUUCACCGAGACUUGGCGGCCAGAAACGUUCUUGUUGGAAAAGACUACGUCAUGAAGAUCGCUGACUUUGGUUGCCCUCGAAAUAUUUACAAGAGUGACUUAUAUGAGAAGACAAACAGUGGUGUUUUGCCAAUGAAGUGGAUGGCGAUAGAAUCAUUGUUUUUGAGGGAGUACUCAGAGAAAAGUGAUGUGUAAGUACAAAUGACAUUGUGCGGUUCCAGAAAAUAUCUUACCCCCACGGAAGGGAUUGGAUUUUCCGGGGGGGGGUCAAUUUGCCUAAUUUUUUAGUGGGGAGGGGGGGUCGCCAUAGGGAAAUAUUUCCAGAGGAUUCUCGUGACGCGUAAGAGAGUAACAAAGAAAAAACACAAAAAUUUACCACGACAAUUUAUUUGCGAAGAUAUAAAACACGACGAAAGUUAAAGAGCUACUAAACCUAUGGAGUAAUGGAGAUAGCGAACAUAUUUUGUCAGUCCCUUGGCGUGACCUCUCACGCGAAAACAUUCCUUUGCCGUUUUCGAACAGAUUUGGUAUUCAAAAGGAUUUGGUAUCCGUUCAAAAACAAUUGUCAUCCGUUCAAACGGCUUUGGCGAUCUGUUCGGGAAAAAUUGUCAUCAGUUCGAACGGCUUGGGCUAUGCGUUUGAAAAAAAUUGUCAUCCGUUCGAUUGGCUUGGGAUAUCCGUUUGAAAAAAUUGUUAUCCGUUCAAAAGGCUCGGGCUAUCUGUUCGAAAAAGAAUUUGUCGACCGUUCGAGCGACUGAAGCUAUCUGUUCAAAGAUAAAUUUUAGCCGAGUUUCCAUCCCAAAACCAUUUCGUCGCUAGCCACUCGCAUCAAACGAUCUGUUAUUCUCCAGGUCACGUACGUUACGAAGUUUGUUUACAAACGCAUCAUAUAUGAAUAGUUACGGAUCUCUGCUCCUUUGUAGCCAUCUUCGCUUUCAUAUUAUCAAUCGAUUAUCGACAGUAUCGACAUACGUUUUAUUCAAUACUUAAGUUUUUUUUUCAACAAGUUUCCCGAAAAUAAUAUUUUUUAUCUUUUACGCUUUUGUAGUUUAUGAGCCAGUGGAACGAAACUUCAUUUUCCUUGCAUGUCGAAAACACAAAACACGAAACAUAAUUUUUUCCAGUUGGUUGCAUUUCUUCUUCUCUUGACUGUUUCUCUAUCACAAAGAAGUUACUCAAGUCUUUUCCAGCACUUUAACCUUUGCGUGACAAUUCAUCGGCGACGCGCAAUUUUACCGCAAACUCAACUAUGCAAAUUUCGUAGAACGAAAUUCGAUACUCACACUGUCUUGUCGCGGCACGAGGUCCUGAUCUCUUUAAUUGCCGUAUUUAUUCGAAUAAGCGCCCAACCUCGAAUUAGCGCCCACCUCGAAUAAGCGCCCAUACUAAAGGCAGAAAAAGUUAAUAAGCGCCCAGCCUCGAAUAAGCGCCCACCCCCUCCUCCUCCCAAUCAAACUCAAAUAAGCGCUCACCCCCACCCCAUCCUCUUGAGUGAAUAAAUUCUAAUAAGAGACUUCCCCGAGGACGGAGUUUUCUUCAAAGCAUUUUACAGAAAUCUUGCUUUGUUCCUUCCUCGCGUUUUGUUAUUAGCAUUUCUUGUUUUGUUGCAAAAUAAACAUACUUCUCUUGCUGAAAAUGGUGAAAAAAAUUCGAAUAAGCGCCCAGCCUCGAAUAAGCGCCCACCCUCAAGGUCCAAAAAUUUAAUAAGCGCCCAGGGCGGUUAAUCGAAUAAAUACGGUAUACUUCUUCAAGUGCUGCUUUCUUCUUGACGCAGUGCGAGAAAAGUACAGUUAUGUUUUCUACGCGACCUUGCAUUUCAUUUGCAGAAUUGGAGAAUUCAAUAGAAAUCACAAGAAACGCACAAAAUCUGUCUGUGACUUGAGCGCAUAAGGAGUUCGUAUAAGGAAUUCGCUUCUCUGUUAUACAAUUCAACAGAAAAUGAACAAAACUCACAAAAUUUGGCAUCCUAGGGAACAAAACUACUUCUUUGUUCACUUCAAUUAGAGAUAGCAAAAUUUCCAGGGGUGUGCGAAAAUUUUGGAAAUUCCAGAGGGGAGGGGGGGGUCAUACGGCAAAUCCCUUCCGUGGGGGGGUAUGGGUAUUUUCUGGAACCACACAUUUAAAAAAAUGAAUGAAGGGAGAAUAUGAAAAUAUGGGGGGAUUGUACUCAAGGAUGACAACCAUAUAAUUAGUGCGUAACUAGGGAUUCAAAUUAAAAAGAAGCUGGCCUUUUGAUUACUGCAAUUAAGUUAAACUUGCCAUAACAUAGUUAAGUAGGCGCUCUCCGAUUGGUUGAGAAGUAUGUUUGCAUGCGAGUAACAGUUAAACGCAACCACGCAACCAUCUUUUGAAAAAACUCGACAAGUUUACUUUAUUAAUCCAUAACUUAGACGCAUGGAACUUGAAAAAUCUUUAAAAACAUGCUAUAUCAAAGUUUUUACGCUGAAGACGACAUUUUAAGGGGAAACAAUCCGUCCUUUAAAAUAUCACCUUUUUUUAACAAGAAGCCUUGACUGUGCUCUGUUCUGUACGUUGUAAAGCACGCACGACUGGCAGCGGCUAGAACACGAAAGAAGUGUAGGGGGGAACACGAGAUGUAGUCGAGUGUUUCUCUCCACUUCUUGAGUAGUACAACACAAUGGAGCUCAGUCAAGACUUCUUUAUUUGUUUUAUGAAUAUAAAGAAUCCUUUAAAUUCCCCCACAUUCCUUUCUAAUUUUCAAAACAAUCUUUAUUAUUUUUUUAAAGCAAAAGAGUGUCGUCAGCAUGUUUUAUACUCUAAUAAAGCACGCUUUUGCAACAAAUCGGAGCGCACGUUAUAUCUGAACUUUAUUAUAAAUCCAAAACAAAAACGUACUGAUUACACGUACAAAACUUCGUAUAGAUACAACACUUCGCGACUAGUAAGAACUGCUCUUUUCAUCAGCGCCAUAAACAAAAAGCUAGGUAGCAACUUUUUCUCGGGAAAGUUGCCGCUAUAAAAGCACCUUAGCAGAAAACUGUUUUUCUGUGGUUUGCAAUUUGUGCGAAUUCUCUUAAAUUCUCCCAACAACCGAAUCUCGUGUUUAUAUCAGGGCAUGUAAAUACAGCAGAUAACGUCUUCCAUUUUUAUAAAUAGUACUCGAAAGAAAAAGAAUACUACUGAUAACGAUUCUUGAAUGUAGCGCUUCAUAUGCAAGCCAUGUAAGUUUUGAUUCCAAUAAUUCACUUGUAGUGGAGUUAAUAGCAGCUUACCAUCUGUUUCCUCGAGCCCAUAGUUUAGCUUAAACAGCUUACAGAGCUUUAUUGACACCCUUUUGGUUUGGAAUGACCCAGGCUGUGAUGACCCUUCGAGUGUGUAUGUUUUGAACCUUGAAAUUUAAUAAUGCAGAUGGUCGUUUGGUAUUUGCUUGUGGGAGAUCUUUACACUGGGCGGCACACCGUAUCCCACUAUACCCGUAGAAGAGCUCCUAGACUUUCUCAAUGAUGGAAACCGUAUGGAAAAUCCCCGAGACUGCCCUUCGGAGAUCUACAAAAUUAUGCAAGAUUGCUGGCAGGAAGGACCCGACAAGCGACCUGAAUUUGAUCAAAUCAGCCAGUCGAUUGGUACAAUACUUGAGCAACGCGCUUCCCAGGUGAGGCCUUUUUUCUACUGUUUUUGAGGCAAAGGAGGAACUAAGAGAACUUAUCCUCUCUCUUGUCAGAACUUUUGUACACUAGGUCCUUCAAAGGAAAAAAUGAAGUUUAUCAAAAGGGGAUACUCUCCUGAGUGCAUAUAUCCUUUGUUCUGAUGGGGCGAGCGGGAAUUAAGCUUUGCAGGAAGAAUAUGAAGAGAUGACUUAUACUGUGUGCUCUUUAAAAAAUUACCAUAUUUGCAAUGACAGUGGCGGAUUCAAAUCUCUAACGAAGUGUGGGACCCGCUCAUUAGUCCCGUAGACUGCAGUUUGGCCUAUAAAUUAAAGAAGGUGGAGCCCCGGACCCCCGGGGGCCUCUUGGCCCCUCCCGUAGAUUGGCCAUGGAAUGAUGAUAACACGAUCUGCAUGCUGUUUUUUUUUUUUUUCAGACUGACGCAAUGCAGAUGCUAAAGCUAUACAGAUUAUAAAAAUUUACGAUUCUAUAAGAUCAGAGAAUUUCGACUGCCAAUUGAAAGAAAAAUUAUGAGGGAUGCGCAUCUUUUGGUGGUCAGGGGCCCAUAACCCGGAGUGAGCAAAUUCCAUGCGCUUGUGUCACGACGUUUUCACGGACCAGUUUAGUUUUAGAACGGUUUUGGCGCGAAUUUUGAAUAUCUUUUAAAUUUCACAAACUAGUCAGCCAAACCUACAGACCUAAAAAGGGUAUUUUCUGCCUUUUAAUAACGUUUAGGUUUCCGUUUUGAAAUCUUAUUCUUCGAAUGCGCUCAUAGAUAUGGUGGAGAUUUUAGUUUUCGCGGGAAGAAGUACCCCUUAAAAUGUGUCUAAAAAUAAACUGAUCUGUAAAAACGCCGUGACAUAGGCCUAGUAUGGAAGUUGCUCGCUCCGGGUUAUGGGCUCCUGGCUGGUAUGUUUAUUCUAAACUUUGAUAUUGGGCUUAUUUUUCACAACAGAGUGUCGCGACCGAGUACCUUCACUUACUAGAAGACAACAACCGUGGCAGACAAGAUUACUACCUUGAUCCACAUGAUUCAGACCCCACAGUUCCUGUGACGAGAGCAGAUGUUUAUGACAGGUUAGUACACUCGAUUAAGCAUUUGGCUUUUAUUCUUGAAAAGUUCAGCCACAAGCGAGUUGGGUUGUCCAUAUCCGGUCAUAUUCCGUACCCAUAAAGGAGCCAACAAUGCAAGUCCCAGGCUAAAGAACUUCCCAAUAUUAGUUCGACAAUAAAUACGUUAUGUUAUGUUAAUUCAAUAACUGAUAGGUACGGCCAGUUCUGCUUAUAUAAUAGCUUGGCCACUGAGGGAGCGCUUAUUCGGGGAAGAAAUAGGUUCUUCAAAGGAGUACUGAGGAGACAGUAUAUCGUUAAUGAGACACGUGCAUGGUCAUGGCAAAGAACGAAAGGGACUCAGUUACAUUGUUACGUAAGAAAUAACAUUGCUUAAUAUAACUCGUGGAUACAGAUAAUGGUCUUGCUGUGCACGGUAAAUUUAAAAUUGAGCCGAACGAGUGGCUAAUAAGAAACUGUUCCCUUACGUCAAUGCCGGCGUUUAAUCAAAGGUAAACAAGCGUUCAGAGAAUGAGAGAAGAGAGGAGGUUCCCUUAUAACAUCACUUAAUAUAUUUAAGACGGUGAGCAGCUGGAGGUGAUUGUUAUUCAAGGAGACUCUUAUUUUUCGGUUUGGCAGGCGAAUAUUUAGGGGAAGACGCUUAAUCAACGUGAACGCCUUUUAUUUUUGACAUUUAAGGCGUAAUAGCGUAUAAAUCUCAGAUUGCGAAAAUCUAACUCCGUUCACUGCGUACAAAUCAUGUUUCGAGUCCAUUGCCGUUGGCAUGAAGAUUUGAAAUAAUGAUAAUAAAAUAUAGCAUUGCGAUCUUGUCUCACAGAAUUAUCGGCUCGUCGUAAAAUGUUUUAGUGUGAUUCACGUUGCCUUCUAUAAUCGUGCGCAUGAUCUAAAAUGUGUGGUCAAUUUUAUAGGAAUCUACCAUGGUUGACAGCGUUGUUUUCUUCUUAUAGGCGAUCAAGUGAAAAUAUUGCAAACAAUCCCUUGCCUCCAUUACCAGAUGACAUGGAAGAUCAAUUCGAUCCAGAAUCAGAGGAGAGACAACAGAUGCUGAAACCAGAGAUUUACGGGGGCUUGUCGGGGAGUGAGGGCGACAUAGAACUAGAAGAAUUCCAUGGUAAUGAGCAGGCUGUAGCCUUGGAACUGAUGCCUAUUGCUCACUCUACAGAAACGGCCGGAAAUUCAAAGAAGAAAACUACAAUCGUCUGA